UAGCUAAUUUUGCAUUCGCGUAAGUAGGCCGGUGAAUUUGAACAACUGAAUUAACGAAAAAUGUCAGAACAAAUCGUCGUUUCCCACUUUCGUUCAACGGAUUUGAUUCAACCGUUGAAGGAACAACCGGACACGGUUCAUUUCAAUGGGACGUUCCAGAUACGACAGUUCAAGUCCAAUCCGGAUCUGGUGGCCCGCAAAGCUGUUGAGUACAACCGAUUUGAUCGUAUUCCAUCGCCUCCGGUUUGUGGUCCGCAAAUGUUGCUGAUGCAUCGGAAGAUGGAAAAACUGAAUCCGCCCGUUCGACGGGUUGCAAACACGUGUUUGUACGUCCGUCCAAGAUCGAUGGAAGGCAAAAACUGUGCAUUUAAGCAAGAGGAGAAUUGUGCACCGAGCAAUGAAACGGAUGAAAUCAGGAAGCUUUGUCAAGGAUUUGGUCAACAAAUGUCACUUUUGAAGUAAAAAUUAUGUUUGUCUGCAAAAACAGUCAUCACAAUAAACAAAAUGUGAUUAACAGAAA
This is a messenger RNA of Aedes aegypti (yellow fever mosquito), 520 nucleotides long. RefSeq lists its product as uncharacterized. The transcript is spliced from 2 exons. Bases 61 to 462 code for a protein of 133 amino acids. The record is from RefSeq and is a predicted model, not a curated record. NCBI's taxonomy places the organism in Eukaryota, Metazoa, Arthropoda, Insecta, Diptera, Culicidae.